AUGACCGAUUCGAGAGCAGGACCAUCGGCAGCGGGGGCUUUCGAGACCCCUGCUGCCCGUACCAGGGUGCGCAGAUCGACGAAGCAGGUCAGCGCAAAGAAAUUUGACAAGGUGAGGAUCUCAUCGGAAGAGAGGAUUAGUACGGUGGACUGUGCGCGCAUCCUCGCCAGAACUGACUCGCGACAGAGGUAUGCUAACAUUGGCAUCGGCUUGAUCCCGUCUCGAAAGAUGCUCAAAAAUCUCAGCUCUGUCAAAAAGGGUAGCGAGCGCUUCCCGCAUCUGCGGAGCGGCUCCAUCGACUCCGUUCCCGGCCCGGGUGCUGCGACGAAUAGCCCGCCUGUUGGCGUGCACGGACAGGCCGAUGCUCGCGAAGAGCAGAACGCAGCGCCGUACACGAUUGGCGAGGAAGACGAAGGCGGCUCGAGAUGGACAGGUGGACUCGGAGACAAUCAUCUGAAGACGGAGUACUGGCUCAAGACAAUCAAGCGAAACGAUUGGAGUGAAGGUCUGAGCAAGGGUCCAGGGCUUGGGCCUGAUGGGCCGACGAUGGCAAAGGUGGCCAGGCGACAGCUGAAGGGUCGCGACAAAGGUGAGUGUGCGCAUCUUGCGACGAAGAGCGAUGGUAUCGUACUGAUUGUGUGGAUUAUUUCUUGUGCCGACUGGUUGCCCUGCAACGACGCUUUCGCCCGCCUUCAGUCGGCCAAGACUCCUUCGCGCACGAAGCUUCAACCAUUUUCAACCCUCUUACCAGACGCGUUCCGGCUGCCACACCCCACAAAAUCAGAGGUGCAGCUCCAAGGAAACCCAAAAUGACUGCUAGGCGGGACGACGACGCUUCGGCAGGGGAUUUGACUGAGGUCGGCGCGCAGACACGAGAUGAAGAUGGAACGCCACUUGGCCUUGCAGACAGGGAAACCCAGGAGGCCCUCAUAUUGCAUGAUCUGCUGAACGUGCUAGCAGUAAGUCAUAGCGCCCCGCUUGGGGAGUCUUUCUCCACAAUAGCUCACACUCGAUCCUCGGGGCAUUAGGGCCUGGAAGGGCAGUACAUCACGUACGAGGACCGGUACAAGCCUAACAGCCCCGCAUCUCAACUUCGCGGUGCCACCUGGUCUGUCGACCCCGCGUUGGGUGAGUGGAUGUUGGCGGCGGUUGUCAGACGAGAUUACUGACCUUCAAGCGCUCUACAUCUGCCCCAGAUCCGUCGCUACGAGACUCCGUCGACAGGAUACUGCCGCUUGCCACGUACUACACCUCUGUCUUUGCCUUUAUUGACGCCAAAGGAACGUUGGAGGCAGGCACUGUCAUGCACGCUUUGUGCUCAGCGAUUCGUGAACUUCUCAAGGUGCGUGCAUGCGCCGCUUCUCGGGGAACGAAACGGAUCGAGACCCGCAUACGAGUCUGCACUUUCUUCAUGACAGGAUUAUCAAACACUUCUGGUGCAGCUCGAGCACCAGCUACGCGUCUCUAGGGACCUUACUUUGCAGCGUCUCUUCUACUAUAUCACUCCGACAUUGCGCACAUUGCAGCUCGUGCACGGAUUGACGAGCGCGAUCAGAGAUAUCACCCACGCAGCUCUGAUGAGCGAGGACAGUGAAGAAGAAACCGACGAAGACGACGACGAUGAGCCGAGCGAUGAUGACGAUGGCAGUCUUGAGCGCAACAGGCGGGACGCGCUCGGCUUGGACGAUGACGACGGAGCGGAAGAUGCUUUGGAAACUGUCCCAGGUGGUCCCGUGAAAGGAGGCGAAAUUCUAGCGAUGGUGUGGGAGAGGUGCGAAAAAAUGCGAGGGUGAGUGUGUCCGAGCUUCCAGGCCGAAGGGGUCUGCUCGGGUCACUAAAGCGUGCUUGUCAAAUGCAGGGAUACUACGGCCCACAAGCUCUUCAUGACGCUCUUUCAAAGGGCUUCCGAACCGUAUGGUCGCAUCAUGCUGCGAUGGAUCACUACUGGCGAAUUAUCGGACACCUAUGACGAGUUUAUGAUCGCCGAGGAUGCGCAUGUGAACGUGGCGAGCCUGGAAUCGGACCCAACGGACGAGUACUGGGAUCGCAAAUACACCUUGCGCGAUGACUUGGUCCGCGAGCAAAGGGAGCAGCGCGAGCAAAGAGGCAUAGACUUGGCGCACGAAGACGAAGAGCUUGGAGCUAGGGGCUUUCUCACCGGCGGGGCUAGGAUACCUUCGUUCCUGAUGCCUUGGCGAGAAAAGAUCUUGCUUGCAGGAAAGUAUCUCAACGUGAUCCGAGAGUGCGGAAAGGACGUUCGCAACACCGGGAAGAGAGGAGGUGCCGGUGCGACCGAGGACAGGCGAGCAGAUAGCGGCCUUGACAAUGUCGAUGUCUCACCAGAGGUUGACGGCGACUUGAUGAGCGACCAAGGGUGAGUGGCCUCGCGUGAUAAGGGCAGACAGACACUGGUCACCAACUUUCGCCCUUGCACAGCUUCCUUCGUAGGAUCCAAGAGGCGUACGAGCGCGCCAACAAAGCGCUAUUGCGACUACUCCUUGUUGAUCACAGCAUUGUGCCUCGGAUGCACUCUAUGCGUCACUACUUUCUUAUGUCUUCGUCGGACUUUUUCUCGUCAUUUGUAGAAGCGGCUGGCAAGGAGCUCAGGCAGAAAAUCAAUCCAACACAUAUUCGCGACACUACUGGGAACCGCCUUCAAAGCCAUUUGGGCCUUGUGCUCGGCAGCUCUUCCACCGUUGGCUUCACGGACUCGUACCGCGAGGAUGUCAAAAUCGAGCUGGCGACGGAGAAUGCUUACGAUCAGCUCAAACGCAUAGCGGAGACCAAAGGUGGCGUCGAGGCUGCUCGCGAGCAACUGGCUCGAAGAGCAAAAGAUCGCAACCACGACACAAUAGCGAGUAUGUAUCUCUGGUUUGAGGAUCAAGGGAGUGCUGUAUGAUAUCUGACUUCCGUCUCGCUCAACAGUACUCGAGCUGCUUCAGUUCAGCUUCUCGGUGCAAUUUCCAGCUUCUCUCGUCAUCUCCAAGAAGGCAAUUCUGCGCUGGCAGUUUCUGCAGCGACCGCUGAUCCACCUGAAGACGCUCGAAGGGAGUUUGUCGGCAUUGUGGCUUGUGCACUCGGGGACGAUAUGGAGAGAGAAGCUUGCAUCUUUUCCAGCCUUGGAGCAAUGGAAGAAGUGCGUGUUUCGACUGCGACACAGGAUGCUCUACUUGAUACAAUCGAUGAUCGCUUUCAUCACUGCGGAAGUGCUUGAACCAAAUUGGAAGAAUCUCGAGGAGAAGCUGGAGAAUGCAAAGACUGUGGAUGGUCUGAUGCAUGAUCACUUCAACUUCCUCAAUGUCUGCAGGAAAGAGUGCAUGCUUACUGACACUCGACUGGUAGACGUGAGUUGAACGGCAGGGCAAUUCAUGCACGGCAUCCGACACGUACUGACGACGCCUUUCGCGGUGAUUUUGGGCUGCUCACUGCAGGCCCUACAGAAGUUGACUUCGACGAUUGGACUGUUCAUCGACAGGCAUAACCAGCUAGUCGACCAGCUCACGAUCGAAAGGUCUCACUACCUCGCUGCUGGGCAAGCUGGUGAAGAGAGCGGCGUGACCAUGACACAAGAUUUGAUGCCCUUUUUGCACAAGUACGAAAAGAGUUGGGAAUCGCGAUUGAGGGUGAGUUGGGUGCGAUUGGUUUGGCCUCUUAAAGUCUGCGCCCGGACUGCACUGCCCUUUGGCUCACGCUGAGCGAAACUCGUAACAUGAUCCGUUUUGACGAUACGCUAGAACUUCAAAGAUGUCGUCAGCUUGCUGGCAAGCACAGAGAACCCCGCUGCGCAACCUUUGAUGCAAAGGCUCAUCAACGCCUGA
Messenger RNA from Ceraceosorus bombacis, 3818 nucleotides. NCBI's taxonomy places the organism in Eukaryota, Fungi, Basidiomycota, Exobasidiomycetes, Ceraceosorales, Ceraceosoraceae. The record is from the annotation of a GenBank genome assembly.